Molecule: messenger RNA, 942 nt
Organism: Capra hircus (goat)
Lineage: Eukaryota; Metazoa; Chordata; Mammalia; Artiodactyla; Bovidae
Product: olfactory receptor 5AK2-like
Exons: 1
Coding region: 1-942 (313 amino acids)
Biological process (GO): sensory perception of smell; G protein-coupled receptor signaling pathway
Cellular component (GO): membrane
Molecular function (GO): odorant binding; olfactory receptor activity; G protein-coupled receptor activity
Source: RefSeq, a predicted model, not a curated record
AUGGAGAAGAACAACGGCACUAGAGUGACUGAAUUCCUUCUCCUGGGAUUCGCUGGUCAGCACAAGUCUUGGCACGUCCUCUUCACAGUAUUUCUGGUGAUCUAUGCGGCCACCCUGGUGGGUAACAUUGGCAUGAUCCUCCUCAUCAAGACUGACUCUUCCCUUCACACCCCCAUGUACUUCUUCCUCCAAAACUUGGCUUUUGUCGAUCUUUGUUAUGCCUCUGCUAUCACGCCCAAAAUGUUGCAGAAUUUUGUGGGCACAAAACAAUCCAUCUCAUUCGUGGGAUGUUUGGUGCAGUUACUGGUCUAUGGGGCUUUUAUAACAAGCGACAGCUACAUCCUGGCGGCGAUGGCAGUGGACCGUUACGUGGCCAUCUGCGACCCUCUCCACUACCCAGCACUCAUGUCCCGGAGGGUCUGCAUUCAACUCUUGAUUGGUUCAUACUUCAUGGGUUUCCUAAAUGCCUCUGUAAAUGUAGGUUUUACUUUCUCACUGGACUUUUGCAAAUCCAAUAAAAUUAACCACUUUUUCUGUGAUGAGCCCCCAAUUCUGGCCCUCUCAUGCUCCGACAUUUAUUUCAACAUCAUGGUGCUAGCAGCCUUUGUGGGGUUUAACUUGACAUUCACCGUGUCCGUCGUCAUCUUUUCCUACAUGUUUAUCCUGGCUGCCAUCCUGAAGAUCGCUUCUGCUGCAGGGUGGAAGAAAGCCUUCUCCACCUGUGCCUCCUACCUGGCCGCUGUCACCAUCUUCUGUGGGACGCUCUCUUACAUGUAUCUGCACCAUCGCACCGCAGAGUCUCAAGAGCAAGAAAAAAUGGCUUCUGUGUUUUAUGGGGUUGUGAUCCCCAUGUUAAACCCCCUCAUCUACAGCCUGAGGAACCAAGACGUGAGAGAAGCCCUAAAAGGGAUAGGAAAAAAAUACUUCGGGUGUAAUCCUUGA